AUGAUCAUAUUCGCGAGACCCCAGAGUAGUAGCCUAUGUCUGCCGCAGGGAGCACCUUGCCCAUCAUCAUUCACGUCCGGCAAAAUGCAUCCAAUGAUUCAAGCCUCUACACAUUCGACGACUAGCUUUCAUUCAACCAUCGGCAUCCCUCCAGAAAAACCCCCUCGUCAAAUUAUCGCUGCCGAGAUCAUGAAGUAUCUCGCUACAAUCAUAGAUCUUGCCUUGGCAUUAGCGCCAGGGACAAUGGCACAAAGCACUGCGUGCUGCUUAUCGACUCCAUGGGACGGCUCGAGUAAGGCGUAUUGCAGCGAAAAAGGCACACAUGUAGCUUGCAACUGCGAUAAUCGAGGCACUUUCAGAACAGCAUGGCCCUCCGGACAUGGGGGAUUCCCGGACCCGAGGUAUCCCUGUACAGGCGGUGGACAGGCUCGCUGCGUAGGGACGCUGGAAUGA
Molecule: messenger RNA, 453 nt
Organism: Bipolaris victoriae FI3
Lineage: Eukaryota; Fungi; Ascomycota; Dothideomycetes; Pleosporales; Pleosporaceae
Exons: 3
Coding region: 1-453 (150 amino acids)
Source: RefSeq, a predicted model, not a curated record